This is a messenger RNA of Acanthosepion pharaonis, 648 nucleotides long. NCBI's taxonomy places the organism in Eukaryota, Metazoa, Mollusca, Cephalopoda, Sepiida, Sepiidae. The record is from the annotation of a GenBank genome assembly.
AUGAGAAAUCCAACUUUAUUACACCCCCUCUUUCCCUCUCUCUUUCACUCAUUCUUUCUCGCUGUGUCUUUCUCUGUUUCUCACUCUCAUUUUCUUUCUCUCUUUUUCUCUCCAUUUCUCCCUGCCUCUUUCUCUUCCUUUCUCACUCUCUAUCUCUUUCUUACUCUCCGUUUUUCUUUCUCUUUCUCUCAUUCUCAUUUUCCUCUUCUUUCUCUCCUUUUUAUUCUUUCUUUUUCUCUCUGUAUCUUUCCCUCUCUUUCUUUCCCUCUCUCUAUUUCUUUCUUACCUUCUCUCUCUCUCUCUCUCUCUUUAUUUUUCUCUAUGCGUAGAUUUUCUUCUUCUUCUUCUUCUUCUUCUUCUUCUUCUUCUUCUUCUUCUUCUUCUUCUUCUUAUUAUUAUUAUUAUUAUUAUUAUUAUUAUCUUUGGCUGUCUGUUUUGUCGUCCUGGCGUUUCUUUUUUAUAUUCUAUACAAAUCUAUCUAUCUAUCUAUCUAUCUAUCUAUCUAUCUAUCUAUCUAUCUAUUCCAAUCUCCUCUUCAUUAUCUAUACCAGUCUCUUUCUCUCUAAUUUCCAACCUAUGUUAAUCUCUCCAUUUUGUUUUUUUAGUAUAUCUAUCUAUCUAUCUAUCUAUCUAUCUAUCUAUCUAUAA